AUGGGUGUGGCUGGGCAGGUAGCCUCGGGCGAGCCAAGGGCAGGCGUCCAGCACAGCCUUGGCUUUGGCCCUGCAAACGCCGCUCUGGGCCUCCGCCAGGGGGCGCGCUCCGACCUUCGGUCCCAGCGGACCCGACCGCGAGGGCUGCGGGCCUUCGGAGCACCGACCUGGGGCCUCGUCGCGCGGAGGCGGCGGAUCUGCCUGCCCGGCCAGAAACGGCGGCGGCACGACGCGCAGCAGCUGCAGCAGCUCAAGCACCUGGAGUCCUUCUAUGAAAAACCUCCUCCAGGGCUUAUCAAGGAAGAUGAGACUAAGCCAGAAGACUGUAUACCAGAUGUACCAGGCAACGAACAUGCCCGGGAGUUUCUGGCCCAUGCACCAACUAAAGGACUAUGGAUGCCACUGGGAAGAGAAGUCAAAGUUAUGCAGUGUUGGCGUUGUAAACGGUAUGGUCACCGAACAGGCGACAAAGAGUGCCCUUUCUUUAUCAAAGGCAACCAAAAGUUGGAACAGUUCAGAGUAGCACAUGAAGACCCCAUGUAUGACAUCAUACGAGAGAAUAAAAGACAUGAGAAGGAUGUAAGGAUACAGCAACUCAAGCAGCUCCUGGAGGACUCCAGCUCCGAUGAAGACGGCAGCAGCUCCUCGUCCUCGGAGGAUAAAGAGAAGCACCGGAAAAAGAAGAAGAAAGAAAAGCAUAAGAAAAGGAAGAAAGAAAAGAAAAAGAAGAAAAAACGAAAGCACAAGUCUUCCAAGUCAAACGAGAGUUCCGACUCAGACUGACAAAAGAAAUGGAUUCGUUCCCCGUUUUCUUCUCAAAAUGAGACUCUUGUGGCCAAAGAAGCAGGGGAGAAGCAAGUGGAGAGAGCAAAGCCGAGUCCGCCUGGCUGUGAACUCUCACCUGCCUCCCCGUCAGGGUGUCACCCACAGGAGCUGCGUGGCUCUCCCAGGUGCUAGUGUGGGACAACUGCUGAUUUCAGUCAAGAACCUUGACAUGGUGUUCUCCUUUGGCCACUCGCUACAACAUGUGAUUCAUUCAAAAGGCCGCCCUUGGCAGGUGCCAGGCAACAGGACUCUGAAGAAGCUUCUGUGGGUUCCCCUCAUAGUGAGACUACUUCAUUUCUACAGACUUAUUUCACAGGCUUGUGUUUACUCUCAUGUUGAUGGUAAUAAAAGCUGAUUAUUUUA
Echinops telfairi (small Madagascar hedgehog) is the source of this 1188-nucleotide messenger RNA. RefSeq names its product RP9 pre-mRNA splicing factor (gene RP9). NCBI's taxonomy places the organism in Eukaryota, Metazoa, Chordata, Mammalia, Afrosoricida, Tenrecidae. The transcript is spliced from 7 exons. Bases 1 to 783 code for a protein of 260 amino acids. Gene Ontology annotation, biological process: RNA splicing. The record is from RefSeq and is a predicted model, not a curated record.